This is a messenger RNA of Venturia canescens, 4203 nucleotides long. Its product is annotated as periaxin-like. The coding region runs from base 408 to 4094 and encodes 1228 amino acids. The record is from RefSeq and is a predicted model, not a curated record. Lineage: Eukaryota; Metazoa; Arthropoda; Insecta; Hymenoptera; Ichneumonidae. The transcript has 21 exons.
AUAGCCAUUCGCCCCAUUUCAACUUCCCACCAUUCAAACUUUCUUUUAUUUAAAAAAUUUUUUAACGAUUAUUCCUCAACUCAUAGCAAUAUUCAGUCUCCAUCCACAGUAUUGUUGAUAAAAAGGAAAAAUAGUAAAAAAUAUUCCAAGUACUCAAAACUUAUUGGAGAGAAAAUUAAUCAUAAAAAUUUGUUUUCAAAGCUCGAAAUCCUUUUGAAAACCGCCGAGCCUGAUCGGUCGUCGCACAGACACGAAAUUAAGCCCUUUUUGUGCCUCGCAAUCCUGGAUACUUUCCUAUGAAUUCGAAGGCCUUUCCGUUGACGGAUCGUGCACAAAGAAUCCUCAAAUUUGGGAGGAUCUGUCAACCUCUGAACAGGCGGGAUGGAGGGGGAUGAAAAAAUUGGAGAAUGCAUCCGGAGUUCACGAUCGGCGCUUCGCCAGUUUUUAUUAUUGCGAGAGAUCGAAUUUUAAUUGAGUUUGGUAUGCUUACGUCAAUUAUAUAUUUCCUGUUCUCCGGCAUCGUUUUCGUCAACGGUGCCAUCAUCCGAGAGGAAGCACUUUUGAAGCUUUUGAAUACGGACGUGGAAGUUUCCACCCUCAAUUAUGAGUGGGACUAUGGCGCUCUAUCCAAGAUUGGUACUGACGUUGAAAAAGUCGAGAGAAGAGACAAGAGCGCUCCAAUCGUUAAAACGGCUUUCUCCGGUGCGGACUCGGGCAUAUUCAAAGAGCCGUUUGGUCGGAUGGUAGCGUCCGAGUCUGUGGCCAGUUCGAAAGAUGAUUCCGAAAUCGAUGAAAAAAAGACGCACGCCGAUGAUAGUGACUGUGAUUUGACCGCAGAUGAAUUGUUCGAGAAACUUCGUGCGCUUAUCAAUGAUAAACCGAAAAAACACGAGGGCAAGGGAGAAAAAGGUGAUCGAAUCGUCGCUAAAAAAGAAAAUUCCGAUACAGGCGUGACCAAAGAAGAUGCUACUUCAAGCCCGGUCAUCGAAAAUGGCUUGGGCAGCGAUCCUAUUCCAGGCGCAACCACAGAAACUUUGCUCUCAACCGUAGUCACGGAUGCCCCACUUGACACCGUUACGACAAAGUCUAUUACGAGCGGACCCGCUGGCUCUUUUUCAACGUCAAUUGUUACUUCCGUCAACCGUUCUGAGAGCACUUCGACUCAUGAGUCGACGGAGAGAGUUAGUGUAAUGGUCACUACUGUAGUUGGUGCUGGAGGCUCAGAAAGUGGCGAUAAAAAACCUCCGAUGAGUUCACUUCAUCCUGUUCCGGAAGUAAAGGCACCAGAAGCGAGGGCUCCGGAAGUGAAGAUACCAGAAGCAGAAGCUCCGGAAGCGAAAGCUCCAGAAGUGAAGGCACCAGAAGCGGAGGCUCCGGAAGUAGAGGCACCAGAAGCGAAGGCUCCAGAUGCAAAGGCACCAGAAGCGGAGGCUCCGGAUGUGGAGGCACCAGAAGCGGAGGCUCCGGAAGUAAAGUCACCAGAAGCGGAGGCUCCGGAAGUAAAGUCACCAGAAGCGGAGACUCCGGAAGCAAAAGCUCCGGAAGUGAAGGCACCAGAAGCGAAGGCUCCGGAAGUAAAGACACCAGAAGCGGAGGCUCCGGAAGUGGAGGUUCCGGAUGCAAAGGCUCCGGAAGUGAAGGCACCAGAAGCGGAGGCUCCGGAUACAAAGACUCCGGAAGUGAAGGCACCAGAAGCAGAGGCUCCAGAAGUAGAGGCACCAGAAGUGGAAGCUCCGGACGUAAAGUCACCAGAAGCGGAGACUCCGGAAGCAAAAGCACCAGAAGCGAAGGCUCCAGAAGCGGAGGCUCCAGAAGUGAAGGCACCAGAAGCGGAGGUUCCGGAUGCAAAGGCUCCGGAAGUGAAGGCACCAGAAGCGGAGACUCCGGAUACAAAGGCUCCGGAAGUGAAGGCACCAGAAGCAGAGGCUCCGGAAGUGAAGGCACCAGAAGCGGAGGCUCCGGAAGUGAAGGCACCAGAAGCGGAGGUUCCGGAUGCAAAAGCUCCGGAAGUAAAGUCACCAGAAGCGGAGGUUCCGGAUGCAAAGGCUCCGGAAGUGAAGGCACCAGAAGCGGAGGCUCCGGAUACAAAGGCCCCGGAAGUGAAGACACCAGAAGCAGAGGCUCCGGAAGUGAAGGCACCAGAAGCGAAGGCUCCAGAAGCGGAGGCUCCAGAAGUGAAGGCACCAGAAGCGGAGGUUCCGGAUGCAAAGGCUCCGGAAGUGAAGGCACCAGAAGCGGAGACUCCGGAUACAAAGGCUCCGGAAGUGAAGGCACCAGAAGCAGAGGCUCCGGAAGUGAAGGCACCAGAAGCGGAGGCUCCGGAAGUGAAGGCACCAGAAGCGGAGGUUCCGGAUGCAAAGGCUCCGGAAGUAAAGUCACCAGAAGCAGAGGUUCCGGAUGCAAAGGCUCCGGAAGUGAAGGCACCAGAAGCGGAGGCUCCACAUACAAAGGCUCCGGAAGUGAAGACACCAGAAGCAGAGGCUCCGGAAGUGAAGGCACCAGAAGCGGAGGCUCCGGAAGUAAAGUCACCAGAAGCGGAGACUCCGGAAGCAAAAGCACCAGAAGCGAAGGCUCCAGAUACGGAGGCUCCAGAAGUGAAGGCACCAGAAGCGGAGGUUCCGGAUGCAAAGGCUCCGGAAGUGAAGGCACCAGAAGCGGAGGCUCCGGAUACAAAGGCUCCGGAAGUGAAGGCACCAGAAGCGGAGGCUCCGGAAGUGAAGGCACCCGAAACGGAGAUUCCGGAAGUGAAGGCACCCGAAACGGAGGUUCCGGAAGUAAAGGCACCAGAAGCGGAGGUUCCGGAAGUGAAGGCACCAGAAACGGAGGCUCCGGAAGUAAAGUCACCAGAAGCGGAGGCUCCGGAAGUGAAGGCACCAGAAGCGGAGGCUCCGGAAGUGAAGGCACCCGAAACGGAGAUUCCGGAAGUGAAGGCACCCGAAACGGAGGUUCCGGAAGUAAAGGCACCAGAAGCGGAGGCUCCGGAAGUGAAGGCACCAGAAGCGGAGGCUCCGGAAGUGAAGGCACCCGAAACGGAGAUUCCGGAAGUGAAGGCACCAGAAGCGAAGGCUCCGGAAGUUAAGGCAACAGAAGUGGAAGCACCGGAUGCAAAGGCUCUCGAACCUCUACCAAUUGUUACAUCACCAACAAAGCCAGGAGCAUCGACAGGUUCUUUAGCGACCGUAUCGGGUGGUAGCACCUUUACAUCGUCUGUCGUUACUUCUGUCAACCGUACUGAGAGCAUUUCUACUCACGAGUCGACAGAAUAUAUGAGUGUGACGGUCACCAAUGGAGCUCGUGCUGGAGCCUCUGGAAGUGAUGACAAAAACCCUACUACCAAUUCACUCCCAGUUUCCGUUCCGCCCAAGAAAGAUGAAGCGACUCCUUCACCCGAUGUUGCACCGGUAGUAACGGUAGCAGCUUUGCCCACCUCUUCAAUGCCUGUAGUUAGCACGGAUGAAGAUAAAACUGUGAACGAACGCAUAAAUCAUCUCUUCGAGAUUCUGGAUGACUUGAGAGUUCGAAUGGAUGAACAUGAGAAGAGAGAGAUGAUUGUCAUGGUCACACCUGCACCCAUCACCACACCCCCUGUAAAGGUCGAGAGUGAAAUCCUAAAUACAGAAGUGGCAGUAAGAAAAGAAUCUACCAGAAGAACGAAGGAAGAAAUUGAGAAUGAAGAAGCGGCUGACUUGGCAAUUUUCCUAAAAAAACUGAGAGCGGUGGAGGAUAGAAUAGACAAAUCGUUGCCUGAGCUGGAGAGCGGAGAAGAAAUUACUUAUACGAAGAAACGCUCUGACAAGUUUUCCAGCAAAAGAAACAAAAAAGGAACGUACAUUCAUGUACGAAUUCGGAACGACGGUACCAAUGUGGAAGAAGACUCGGACGUUGAAAAGGUAGCUUUAGGUGCUUCGCAUGGUGCUGCUCGUCGAGCAUUAAAACGAACUGAGAUUAGCAGCCAUAAAAAAACAGGCACUAUCCUGAAAGCGGGUCGAGCCAUGGUCGAUGCUGGCAAAACGAUAUUAGACGAAAAAUUACGACUGAUCAAAUCCAUUCCUGAGAUUAUACUGGAUACUGCGAAAGGGUUCACCGAAACAUGAAAAAUUUAGAAAUAAUAAGAGACUCGGCUGAAAUUGUUAAAUCGUUAUACGAUUCGGAAAUCUCGAGUGGAACGAAAUAAAGAUGAAAAAAUUCUCUUUUCCAACGAUA